Messenger RNA from Schistocerca cancellata (South American locust), 4345 nucleotides. RefSeq lists its product as uncharacterized. The transcript is spliced from 6 exons. Lineage: Eukaryota; Metazoa; Arthropoda; Insecta; Orthoptera; Acrididae. Bases 262 to 819 code for a protein of 185 amino acids. The record is from RefSeq and is a predicted model, not a curated record.
UGCCGCCUUCUGCACGCGCCGCUGCCUCGCCGGCGCCGCCUCAUCGCCGCAGCCGUCAGCGCUCCUCCGCAGCUGCGCUCCCUUGGGUUCUCUUCCGCCGGAGAGCUAAGUCUCCAACUCUUCCAAGCUGCUGUCGUGUUGAAACUCGCUCCUGGUUUUACCUCUGAGACUGACAUCAAAUGUGCUGACUAGCAACAGAUUACCAAAACACUCAGCGGGAAGAGCUCAUUCCAGAGCGAGGCUCUGCAGAAGGCAGAAGACAUGCACAGCCCAGGUGACAGGACGGGGCUGGAGAGGCGGAAAGAGUCGAGUGCGGCGCCCCUGGCUGGCAGUGGCUGCACUACGCCCGACGAGCCGACGCUUUUGGAUGACCCUUAUCCCUUCGCUCUCGUACUACGGCUUCGUGUCCUCCAGAUCGUGUGCGGCAUCUCCGCGAUGGUGAUGGGCACGGUGACGUUCAUCGAGGAGCAGGGCGCCCUCAACCUUGGCCUCGGCAUCCCCGCAGGGGCGGCCACCGUCGCCGCUGCAGCGGCCAGCAUCCACUCGAGCCGCGGCUUCGGCGGCUACCGUCCCCGCGGCCCGUCCCGCUGCCGCCGCUGCCUGGGGCCGAGCACGCCGGCCGCCGUGCUCUGGGGCUGCGCGUGCGCUCUCCACGCCGCGCUGCUCGUGCAGGCUGCCCGCACCGCCAUCGCGGCCAACAGCGCCGCCGAAGACACCGACCUCACAGUGCUGGCAGCCGUGCUGCUCUGCCUGGCCGCCGGCACGCUGUCCGCCGAGUGCGCGCUGCUGCGAGUCGACUGGCGCUACGACCCCGACUGACCCCUGGAGGCGCUGGCGCCGCACCCGCCAGUGUCUGUCAGCGUCGUGGCGCUGGAGGUCCCCACCGCGGGAGGGCCUGGAUCCGUGGCGCCAGUCGGCACCUCCAAGGUGGCAUGGGCCGUCUGACACCGAGACGAGGGACAGCCCCUCCUGCCCGCGCAGUGCGGGCGGCACGGCUGAGAACCUCUGCCACCAGCGACGCCACAGUGCAUUCUACUACUGCCCCACAUUUUCCGUCGUACCUUCUCUCUCUCUCUGAUGGCGAGCGACUCUUUCUGCGCACCGUCUUCAGCAAUCAGGACAACAUCAGUGUUCUAACGCAAAUGACUUCCCGCUCCAACUUCUAGUGGAAUAUCUGUGAAGUUUAAUGCAACCGAGUGGAGAUAGAAUCUAACGGCGACAAGAUUAAGGGUGGCUGGAACACUAAAUAUAAACCAGUGUCUUUCAUAAAUGAGUUGCGAAAAAUUGCUGGAUCUGAAGUGUUGUUGAAGUACCAAACCUCUAUGUACAAUAAUAGGUCAAAACGUACUGCGCAGUAUACUGUAGCAUUAGUGAAAAUGUAUGUGAAAGUCCUAGCCGAUUAAUCCUUUCGAAACGUGUAUUAGUUUACGGUCAUUUUCAUUCACUGUAUUAUGGCUACAUUUAUUUCCACUUCACGAGUGCACGUUCGUUGACAUUUUGAGAGUGAUCAUUCGAAAACAUUUUGACAAACGAGAGCAAUAGUAAUGUCAAAUCUUUUCCCCAUAUCAUCCUUAUUCAUAGAAACCCUAUGGAACUAGGCCUUUGUGGGGAUUGUGGUUUCACAGAUUGUAUAAGUCCUUUUGUGUUGAGCUGGUAUCUAGCAUUUUUGGGGGUGUAGCUUGAAGCCUCUUAAGACUGGCCUAAGAUAAUCUGCAGCCAUCGCAUGGAUUAACAGUAUCGUUCUUUGGUGAAAAGUCUUCUACCAUCAAGAAAGUACUGUUCGAAGUAAUUAAAAAGGUAGGAUGGAUUUCAGUUGUUUAUUACAGAAAACACUGAAAUGUAGAAACACUUUGCGUACCUCACUGGGUAGAGAAAGGUUCAAAGUCUUAUGAUGGCACAGAGACUAUGCCAGAUACGCAACAUGGGUGCCGUAAAUAGCUCGAGAAACAUCAAAACGUUAGUCCAUUACAUGUCAACAGGACCCUGUUUAUUUAAUUGACAACUACAAGAAUUCGGUUUCUCAGCUCUUGAAGAGUAGCUGCCACACGUGGGACAAAUACUCUGCCAUUUACGUACACUCACAGAAAAUUUGCAAGAAUGAGGGUCGGGGACCUUGGAGCCCAUUAGCAAUGAACAACACCUUGUUGUCCAUUUCUUGCAGUCCAACAUUGUGGAAUGGUGUUAUUAAGAUAACUCCGCACCACAAGCUCAGAGUGUGGUGGGGCAGCGCCUUGCAUAAAAACGAGAUCAUUGGAAUAUGUGUGAAACUGAGGAAACAACAAAUUUUGCAGCAUACCCAGUUAUUCCUGUCACAGUUUCCUCCGCAAGAAAGAAAGUUUGGUAAGCUUUGUGAACAGAAACUACACAAAAAACUUCACGGUUUGAAGUGUCUCAUGUUCGACAACGACCCAGGAUUUAGUGAUACCCCAAUUCUUACAUUAUGCCGGUUUACUUUACCCGAUGGAUGAAACUUCGAUUCGUCCGAAAAGACGAGUCGUUCGGUAUAAGUGUCCUCUGCCGAAUCCUUGAGAACUGAAAUGCAAAAUUUAUACUUUCUGUCACGGACGCCAUUUCUGCAGCAACUGCUAUUUGUAAGGCUUCACGUGCGGGCGUCGUUUCGGAACACGCCACACCGUUGUUUGAGGAAGUUGAAGUUCCUGACCUGCCAGUCUUGUGGACUUCCGAGGGCUCCGCGUGAACGCAUACGCUCGACGUUUCCAUCAGCAGUGCGUGACGUAAAAGUUCUCUUCCCUUUGCAUGUGCAGCCAAACUCCAAGCAUUUUGUAUGCCGGCCAUAAUUCUGCUUGUGCAGAGUCGGCCACUUGUUGAAUCGACGGCGGCAUGCACGUUGCAUUUGAACAAUGGCUUCACUUCACGCAAGUUUCAGCACAUGAAGUAAUUUCUCUUGUGGUAUGGUCACCUUUCCGCUACAAACGAACAACAGCGCAACUGUUUCAGAACUUGAUCUACGUAGUGACAUGCGCGAUGUGUUUCUUGUCUUUUACUGUUUAUCUAUAAUAAACUGAAAUCUGUCCUUUCUUUUUCAGUCAGUCUGUGUAUUAAUCGUCUACAGUUCCAAAAUAAUGUCACCAGCGAUCUGCUGUGUGACCUGGCACAUCGCUACUCUUUUCGAGAAAGAGAUACUAACUGUGGUAUCCAAUUAGGACUAAAAAUAAACUGUCAAGUAUGGUCACACGGUAAUAAUUCCUCAUAGUCUACCCUAAUAUUCUAGUGUGACCCUGCGUGUCUGGAAUUGGAAAGGUGGUAGAGCUGAAUAAUGAUCGGACUUCGGAAUACUUAAGUCUGCCUGUAACAUAGCCUUCACCUCUCAAUUCUGGAAAUUCGUGAGGAAUUACACGUGCUUCGGACUGCACGUGAAAUUUUCGGUACCCUUUCCAGGUAGAAUUUCCGGGUUAGUUUGCUGACACGCGAGUCACCGAAGUGACGUCCAACCGAAGAACUAACACUGGGUCGUUGAUCAACACGGUAUUGUUAUCAUUCCAUGAAAGCAUUGAGCACCAUUUCUAAGAAAGCCUUGAAUAAGAUAUUUAUGUACCGUCUUCUUCAUUUGCAGUGUAUUGCCCUAUCGAGCACAGUUUUUCUGUGAACUCAUAGAUUAACAUCAAGACACAUUAUUUUUCUUGUUCCAUUAUCAUCUGUCUCACGGCCAGGAAUUUGUCUUUUGGAAGGAAUUCAAUAAAGCUUGACUGGUUUUAUGAAAAUGACUGCAGCAGUGUUCUACUCAAUGGAAUGUCUCUGGUACUGAAUGAAGCAAUCAGUAUAUCGAAUGUGGCGUCGUAAGAGACAACUUCUGUUCCAUAUGUUGUUUCGCAGACUGGCAGCAGUUUACUGUAUGUAAAUGAAACUGAAUUCUUCCCGUUAGUAUGUGAAUGUGGUCGCCAUGGUAGGGUCUCAAGUUAAUAGACCAUGAUGGAAAUUGUACAGUGAAUAUCCUUUACUUAGAACUAGAAAACUUAAUCUCCGUAGUCCUUAUCAUUCCUAAGCGAAAGUGGCUCUUCUAUUACUAUUUUCCUAAACUUUGUACAAGACAAUAUCAUAUAAAUGACACAGAGAUUGUACUGUUUCACUGAAAAUGAUCGGGAAGACAUAUGUCGUUAAUGGGUGUAUGUACGGGAGUGCUUUAUUUGAAGAGAAGUUACUGUCAAAUGUUAAGUGAAGUAAUGUGCGUGACAGUUGACUGGAUUGAAGAAACAAUACAAAAACCUAGUUAGUGGAAGUGUGUGUUUUAUUUUUAGUUCUUUCUAAAGAACUAAUGUAGUGACUAAUAGUUGAUGGGAAUCUGGAACUAACUGUUAUGAUAAAAAAAGAAAUAUGUGUAUAUAUA